Messenger RNA from Cherax quadricarinatus, 9092 nucleotides. The record is from RefSeq and is a predicted model, not a curated record. NCBI's taxonomy places the organism in Eukaryota, Metazoa, Arthropoda, Malacostraca, Decapoda, Parastacidae.
GGACAGUUUAAGGGUUAAUUGACUGACUUAAUUGACUGACUUAAUUGACUGACUUAAUUGACUGACUUAAUUGACUGACUUAAUCGACUGACUUAAUCGACUGACUUAAUCGACUGACUUAAUCGACUGACUUAAUCGACUGACUUAAUCGACUGACUUAAUCGACUGACUUAAUCGACUGACUUAAUCGACUGACUUAAUCGACUGACUUAAUCGACUGACUUAAUUGACUGACUUGGCUGGCUGACUGACUGACUGACUUACUGAAUGACUUACUGACUCACUUGACUGACUGACUUACUUGACUGACUUACUUGACUGACUUACUGACUUAAAGUUAGACUUUUUCACUGAAGAGGAUCCUGCUAAGGUACUGAAGAGUCACCAGCUGCUCUGAAACAGUAUCUAGAGCAGCUGGUAUCUUACCGUUGGCUGUAUAAUGUACUGCAGGGUAAAAUAGCCCAGAAAUCCAUUACAGAAUUUAUGCACACUCCAGUACAAGCAUCGACUUCAGUACCAGAACCUCUACCAUCCACUUCAGCCUCGUAGGGUCACAACAUAGCUCUCCACUCUCUUCACAAUCAUUGACAAACACCAGCACCCACAAUUUAAGACAUGUCAAGUGCAACUGCCUUAGAGCUACUGAAGGCUCAGGCUGCUCUUCUGCCUAUUGAUGACUCAUCAACAUUAGUAACGUCUGCUGUAGCCCAUGGACAGACCCUCCAUCUCACUGAAGCUGGAAGGCAGGCUUUAAAGCUCAUUAAACAAGAACUUCCUUUGUUACCAAGUAACACAUUACCACAAGAGUCCAUGGAAAAUGAAGAUAAAAUAAACAAGAAAUCUAGGUCAAAAAGUCCAAAUUCAGAAAGUAGAGACACAGCAUCGUAUGAAUACACACCAGCACAGCAAUCUUGCUUGCCAGCUCUUUUACCUUCAUCAGAUUCAGAAGUUGUGGAAGAAGAGAGAGAAGAAGAGCAGCAGCAAGUGACCCAGAUUAUUACACUGAGCCCUGAGCAGUAUGCUGCACUCACAGGUGGUACUAAUGGGCCAAUCAUAUUACAAGUGUUACCAUCAAGUGCAGAAGAACAAGACUGUAAUGAGACUCAGAGUCCACCAGCAGCAAAACGGCAGAAAGUUAUGCAGUUGGUUACAAGAGUGGGUCAGGGAAGCUCAAGUCAGAAUCAAGCUGUAGCUAAAGUAUCAGGGCAGGUAUUGAGUGUAGACCUCCCAUCUGUGGACCCUCUAUAAAGGACAUUAAAGCCUGCUGUCUGAAAAGCAAAACAUUACACGUAUCCAUUAAUUAUCUAAGCAAUUUCUGGUUACCUAACACAUUAACAUGAUUGUAAAUUAUUAUAUUUGUGGAUUAUUAUUAUCAUCAAAAAGAAGCGCUAAGCCACAAGGGCUAUACAGCGCUGCAGGGUAGGGAAGGAAGCGAGGGUAUUGGAUGGCAGAAGGGAGGAGGGAUGAUCAGCAGGUUACAGAAAACAGCAGGGCAGGGGAUAGUACGGGGGUAGAGGGUAGCAAGAGAUUGAAGUAGAAAGGGCUAAAGGUAUCAGAAUUUGUGAAGUAAGUCGGUUGUUGUCAAAAAGUCAAUGAGAGAGUCCGGAUGAAAGGUGGGUCCAUCAGCGAGAAGGGAAGGUAAAGAGAGAGUAGCGGAGCGAAGACGACAACAGAGGUAAAUUCUGCGUGCUCGUUGAUAAAGUGGGCAGUCCAACAGAAUGUGGCUGACUGAUAAUGGAGCUUGGCAAUUCUCACAGAGAGGAGCAGGACACCUCUCCAUGAGAUAUCCAUGAGUAAGACGAGUAUGGCCAAUGCGAAGACGGGAGAGAGUAGUCUCCCAACCUCGACACUGGUAUAUAUUUGUGGAAAGUGCUAAAUUCAUUAGGGUAUCAUAAAGAUAAAUGUAUAUAUAGUGACAUUGUAAAUGUAUAGAAUAGAGGGUAGGUUACUAAAAACAGUUUGAGUUUUAUGCAGUAAGAAAAGGGGGUGGGGACUAAAUCUCAGUGAAAGUAGGAAUUGGACAGGGAUGUCAGUGGUUGUUUAUAGAUGGGGCUGUGAAAGAAAUAGACGCUAGUGUGUUGGAAAGGGGACGUUAGAUGUGUUAUAAAGUGCUGAAUUAUCCCAGCUGCUCUUUUCUAACAUAAUGGAUGAAUUUGGGGGGAUAUGUAACAGUAGGAAAUCCAAAGCAAAUAUAGAAAAGAGCAAGGUGUGACAAAGAUAAAAAAGAGUAUAGACAGUGAUAGAUUAUAGAAAAAGAGUAAGGUGACAGGGAUUAAAAAAAAAAAAUAGACAAUGAUUGAUUAUCAGAUUGGAGUAUGGAAGUGAAUGUAUUUAUGUAUUUGAGAGUGAACAUGUCAGAAGAUGAUUCUAUGAAAGAUAAUGAACCAUGGGAUAGAUGAGGGAAAAAAGGUCUGGCGUGUUGCAGUAGCUGUGGGAAGAAGUUUGUUUAUGGGGGCAAAAAAAUGGGAAAAUGUACCAGAAUGUAGUAGUACCAACACUUAAAUAAAUGUGAGACAUGAGUUUUGAAUGCUGCAGCAAGAUGUCAUGUUUGAGAGUAAUGGGUGGUGUGAAUAUUAUGCAGGGAAUUUUGAGCAUAGAAAUUAAAUGUGAGGUGACCAAGAGUAUAACUCACAAGAGCUGAGGGGUGGUUUGGGCAUUUAGAAAUAAUGGACAGGGAUAGGUUGACAAAGAGGGUAGAUAUAUAAUAAAAAGUAGGGCCAAAUCUGUCAAGAAUGCUAUUAUCAUUGGAUAUCCAGUUUAAUGUUCUGGAUACUGCUUCAUCCAUUAUCAUAAUCUAAAAUUGUGUUAAAAUUUGAGACUCUGUUUUAAAAUAUUACAAGAUCAUACUAGUUAAAAUUCAAAUUACUUUACUCAAGUAACCAAACUAGAAUGUAUCCUAGGAAAGAAAGGAUGGAGGGAGGAGGUAAGAUGUUUUGUGUGCAAGGGGCUUGGACAUUCACUAGGCAUGUGUGUGUUAGAUAAGAGUGAAUGGAGAUGAAUGGUUUUUGGGAACUGAUGAGCUGUUGGAAUGUGAGCAGGGUAAUAUUUUGUAAAGGGAUUCAGGGAAAUUGGUUAGCUGGACUUGAGAAGUACAAAACCUGUACUUUAAAGGGGGGUUUGGGAUAUUGGCUUUUUGAAGUGACAUAUUAACUGUCUUACCUGAUCGCCUCUGUGAAUUAUGGUGAAAGUGGUUUAUUUUCUGGGUCACCCUGCUUCGGCGGGAGAUGGCCAACGUUUAUAAAAAUAUAUAUGUAACAUAAUUUAACGAACAAAAUAGAAUGACUUCAAGAGUGUAUAAAUCUGUAGUGGAGGGAAGGUGGAGUAGGGGUCAGCCUAGGAAAGGUCUGAAGGGACAGGGUAAAGAAGGUUUUGUGUGCGAGAGGUUUGGACUGCCAGCAAGCAUGUGCGAGUGUGUUAGGAGCAGAUGGAGACAAAUAGUUUUUAGGACUUGACCUGCUGUUGGAGUGUGAGCAAGGUAACAUUUAUGAAGGGAUUCGAGGAAACCGGCAGGCCAGACUUGAGUCCUGGAGAUGGGAAGCAGUGCCUGCACUCUGAAGGAGGGGUGUUAAUGUUGCAGUUUUAUAACUUCAGUGUAAGUACGCCUCUAGCAAAACAGUGAUGGAAUGAAUGAUGAAAGUUUUUCAGGCCACCCUGCCUUGGUGGGAAAUGGCCAAUGUGUUAAAUUAAUUUAUGGCCCUUGACUUACUAGUGCUAAAUGACCCCUGGUGUCAAAGAAGUUGGACCAUCCUGCUCUAUAUGUUUAGUAUUAGCCUAGAUUAACUGUUUAAGUAGCAUUAUCUUGUAUUUUUGCAUUACUGAGCUAUUUACAUAAUACUGUAUUACUGUAAUUAUUGCACUGUUUUAACCAUUAAACUGUCCAAACAUAGAUCUACGUUCACAAGUGUAGUGCUCCAAAAGUAGAUCAUAGUUUUUUUUACACGCUUUCAAAUGUAAAAAAAAAAAAAAAAUCUACUUACAUACUUUCAAAUGUUGAAAAAAUGUAGAUCUAAGAAAAGUAGAUUUUUUUUUUUUUUACAUUUGAAAGCGUGUAAAAAAAAACUAUGAUCUGCUUUUGGAGCACUACACUUGUGAACGUAGAUCUAUGUUUGGACAGUUUAAGGGUUAAUUAGGCUCUGAAUAUUUUUAAAAUUCACUUAAUUAUCUUUAUGAUAGUUCUAUAUAAAGGUAUUAGUUUAAUUCUGCUAAAAAAUUUUUUUAACACUUGCCCUCUCCCACCAAGGUAUGGUGACCCAAAAAGAAAUACUUCACCAUUAUUCAGGAUGUCUCAACUACCUCCAGUCUCCUUACCCCAACAUUCAUGCAGUUAGAAUUUUAACUAGUAUGAUCUUGUGAUACCUUAAAAUACUGUAGUACUGUAUUAGUUUGCUUCUAAAAAUGUAUAAAAGCAUCUGUAACAUCAGUAAAUAACCUGGAUAUCCUAUGGUAUUCUCAACAGCUUUGAUUCUGCUUUUUAUAAAAAAAAAUUUUUUACAGCAUUGUAUUUCAGUUGCUAAUGUGUGUGUAUAGGUUGGGUAGGAGCCAUCCUUGGAAAGGUUGUUGGAGGGAGGGGGUAAAGAAGAUUUUGUAGGUGAGGGGCUUGGACUUCCAGUAAGCAUGUUAGUAAAUGGAGACGAAUGAUUUUUGGAAUCUGGAGUGCGAGCAGGGUAAUAUUUUGUGAAGGGAUUCAGGGAAAUCGGUUAGCCAGACUUGAGUCCUGGUGGUAUGAAAGUACAGCGCUCGUGUAUGAAUGAUGGUGAAAGUGUUGAAUGAUGAUUUUUUUUUUUUUUGUCAUCCUGCCGUGGUGGGAAAUGGUCAACAUGUUAAAAAAAAAAUGUCAGUCUUGCCAGACAUUCUGAUACUACUGUUUAGAUGUUCCUCUAAACUGCAAAUAUCCCCAUCCUUCCUUCAGAGUGCAAGCACUGUACUUCCCACCUCCAGGAGUCAAGUUCAGCUAGCCAGUUUCCCCUGAAUUCCUUCACAUAAUGUUACCUUCCUCAUAUUCCAACAGCUCAGUCCCAAAAACCAUCUGCCCCCACGUCUGCUGAAUGUCCACAUCCCCCCCCCCCCCACAAAUCGACAAAAUCUCUUUUACCCACAUCUUCCAUUUCCUACGGUGACCACUAUCCUGCCUUUUCUCCACUACAUAUUUAUACGCCCUCCAAGACACAUCCUAUUUUGCUCCAUCUUCUCUAAAAGUACCAACCACCUCAACAAAUCUUCAGCCCUCUGGACAUUAUUUUAUCUCUGAUAUUAGAUAUAUUCAGUGAUCUAUACAAUAUAUACAUUUGUUAUGUGGCAAUGAUUUAAAAAUAUAUAUUUAUAUAAGAUGAAUUUUAUUUCUACAUUUGAGUAAAUUUUAUAAGUUUGCUUAAACUAUUCUACUACACUAAACCUUAAAUUAUUUUAUAUUCAAAUCCAUCCAUCCUAAGGCAACUUGUAUUCGGUUUUUCAGUAAAUUUCUCAAACUUAACCUAAACAGUGUAGAUAGAUUGCAAUCUUAAUAAAAAUUAACUAGUUGUAAAAUAUAUCACAGCAAUAAGUGAAAUAUUACAUAGAUAUAAUAAAGAUAUUCGAAGCACAAACAGGGGACCCUUGAGUGAACUACAAUUAGAUAAAUUUUAUAAUCAAAAUGUACAUAAUUAGCAGUCAUAAUCACUGGUUAAGGCCUAUGUAUUAUUAUAAGAAAAAGUUUCCUUUCCAUUAUAUCUGAAGUAUAGUUCUCUUGUUUUUAUACAUUUUUUUUAAUGCUCUCCUUGUAAAGCAUUAAAGUCUACAGACUUCAAUGCUUUACAUGGAGACAUUACAUGACACAAAGGGGUUGCUUAGGUGAAGCCUAUUACAUUUACAUACAACCAAUUACAUAAUUAUAUUAAAAGUACAGUACCUUAGAACUACUAAAAAUUUUGGAGUAAGAAAAGUGGUAUAAGCAACAUUAUUCCUUAAGGCAUUUCUUUAAUUUUUUUUUUAACACAGCCAUUUCCCACCGAGGCAGGGUGACCCAAAAAGAAAGGAAAAUACUUUCAUCAUUUAACACUUUCACCAUCACUGAUACAUAAUAAGUGUCUGCAGAGGCACUCAGAUAUGACAAUUUAGAAGUUCCUUUAAAGUGCAGGCAUUGUACUUCCAGGACUCAAGUCCGGCUAACCGGGUUCCCUGAAUCCCUUCACAAAAUAUUACCCUGCUCACACUCCAACAGGUCCCAAAAACCAUUCAUCACCACUACUAACACGUUCACACAUACUUGCUGGGAGUCCAAGCCCCUCGCCCACAAAACCUUUACCCCCUCCCUCCAGAGUAUGACCCCUACUGAUUUAUACGCUCUGCGAGUCAUUCUACUUUGUUCCAUUCUUUCUAACUGACUAAACCACCUCAACAGCCCCUCUUAGUAACUCCACAUCUCCUCCUAAUUUCCACAAUCUGAAUUCUCUGCAUAAUAUUUACACCACACACUGCUCUUAGACAGGACAUCUCCACUGCCUCCAGCCACAGCAUUUACAACCCAAGCUUCGCACCCACAUAAGUGUGUUGGUACCACCAUACUUUCGUACAUUCACUUCUUUGCCUCCGUGUCUCCACAGAUACCUCAAUGCACCAUUCACUUUUUUUUCCCUUCAAUUCUAUAGUUAACCUCAUCUUUCAUAAACCCAUCCGCUGACACGUCAACUCCCAAAGAUCUGAAAACAUUAAAUUCUUCCAUACUCCCCCUCUCCAAUGUAACAUACAAUUUUUCUUUAUCUAAAUCAUUUGAUACCCUCAUCACCUUACUCUUAUCUAUGUUCACUUUCUACCUUUACACACCCUCUGAAACUCAUCCACUAACCGUUCCAACUUUCCUUUAGAAUCUCCCAAAAGCACAGUGUAAUCAGCAAAAAGCAACUGUGUCAACUCCCACUUUGUAUUUGAUUCCCCCCAACCCCCUAGCAUUUACUUCUCUUACAACCCCAUCUAUAUUAUUAUAUUAUUAUAAAAAAAAGUGCUAAGCCACAAACCCCAUCUAUAAAUAUAUUAAACAACCAUGGUGCCAUUACAUAUCCCUGUCUAAGACCUACUUUUACCAGGAAGUAAUCUCCCUCUCGCCUACACACCCUAACCUAAGCCUCACUAUCAUAAAAACUCUACAGCAUUUAGUAGCUUACUACCUAUUCCAUACACUUGUAACAUCUACCACAUUGCUUCCCUAUCCACUCUUAUCAUAUGCCUUUUCUAAAUCCAUAAAUGCAAUGAAAACUUUCCUCCCUUCAUCUUAAUACUGUUCAGAUAAAUGCUUCAAUGUAAACACUUGAUCUACACAUCCCCUACCCACUCUAAAUCCUCCUUGCUCAUCUGCAAUCCUACCUCUAAUUCUUUCAAUAAUAACCCUACUGUACAUUUUACCUGGUGUGCUCAGUAAACUUAUUCCCCUGUAAUUUUUAGUCUCUUUUGUCCCCCUUCCCUUUAUAUAAAGGAACUAUGCAUGCUGUCUGCCAAUCCCUAGGUACCUUCCCUUCUUUCAUACAUUUAUUAAACAAAAACACCAACACUAUAUCCCCCAUGCUUUUAGCAUCUCUGUCAUGAUCCCAUCAGUUCUAACUGCUUUACCCCUUUACAUUCAAUGUAAUGCCUCACACACCUCCCCCACAUUCACAUUCUGCUCUUCAUUUUUUUAAUAUGAAAAUAAAAUGUUUUUAGGAAAAUCUAAAUAAUACACAGUACAGUGGAACCUUGACUUACGAGUUUAAUCCGUUCCAGGAGCUAGCUCGUAACUCAAUUUACUCGUAUAUCAAAUUAAUUUUCCUUAUUUAAAUUAACUGAAAAGCCAUUAAUUCGUUCCUGCACUCUGGAGAGACUAGAAAAAAUACUUGAAUAUGAUGCAAUUAUCAACUGUAUGGCUUAUCUAUCAAUCACAAUUCAUCUAAUAUGAUAUAAUAAACAAUAUAAUUAGCACAGAAACAUGGUAUAUACUCUAGAAUGAAUAAAGUAGGCCAUAAUAUGGUGGCAGAAGCGUCGUCAUUUCUAACCCAAUUUGACUAUAGUAUCUUCCCAUGUUCUUACUGUAAGAGAAGACAGAGUAUUUUUGAGGCUAACUGUAGUAGAUCACUAGGACCCAUGGUUAGAAAAAAGAAAUUUGGCCAAAUGACUAAAAAAAUGCAAACAAGCAUGAGAGAACUGCACCCACAGGGAUGUAAACAUGUUUACUGCUUACCAGUUGUGCUAUCAGCUAUGCCAACUAGCAGAAGCAAUUUGAAUUAUUACAUACUUAUUAUGCAUUAUUAUUAUUAUUAUUAAUUUAGGGAACUGAAGCUCUGUCAUUAUAAUAAUAAUAAUAAUUUUUUUUUUUUUAUCAUCACACUGGCCGAUUCCCACCAAGGCAGGGUGGCCCGAAAAAGAAAAACUUUCACCAUCAUUCACUCCAUCACUGUCUUGCCAGAAGGGUGCUUUACUCUACAGUUUUUAAACUGCAACAUUAACACCCCUCCUUCAGAGUGCAGGCACUGUACUUCCCAUCUCCAGGACUCAAGUCCGGCCUGCCGGUUUCCCUGAGCCCCUUCAUAAAUGUUGCUUAGCUCACACUCCAACAGCACGUCAAGUAUUAAAAACCAUUUGUCUCAUUCACUCCUAUCGAGGGAGACAAAUGGUUUUUAAUACUUGACGUGCUGUUGGAGUGUGAGCAAAGUAGUCCAUGGGAAAGUGGAAAAGAAUCUUUCCUCCGUAAGCCAUGCGUGUCGUAUGAGGCGACUAAAAUGCCAGGAGCAAUGGGCUAGUAACCCCUUCUCCUGUAGACAUUUACUAAAAAAGAGAAGAAGAAAUAAUAAUAAUAUUAUUAUUAUUAUUUUUAACCCUUAACCCUUUGAGGGUUUCAGACGUACUAGUACGGCUUACGACCCAAGGUUUUUGACAUACUAGUACGCCUAAAUUCUAGCGCCCUCAAAUCUAGUUGGAGAAAGCUGGUAGGCCUCCAUAUGAAAGAAUGGGUCUAUGUGGUCAGUGUGCAUUGUAUAAAAAAAAUCCUGCAGCACACAGUGCAUAAUGAGAAAAAAAAAAAACUGAUCGUUUUUUUGGAAUAAAACAGCGACUUUGCACUGUAUUUUCGUAUGGUAUUUAUUGUUGUAUUC